AUUACUAUAUAUAUAAACUGAACUAUCGUUCUAUUACGCAGUAGAGUGAGGUGUAGUUAAAACAUUAAUAAAAAUAUUAAAUUUUCAGCAUUUGGGUUUCAUUUAAAAUGAUUUAUGGUAUUUUCACGUUUGCGCUUGGCGUUCUACGGACAUUUUUUGAAUUCAUAACUGAAAGGGAAAUCAAACAAAUUAGCUUUGAUAACAGUUCGUUUGAUAACAAAUCUCGUAAAUUUUACGAUGAAUUUUUCCGUAUAAUUUUUGAUUGGAAUCCUUCAUGGAUUUUCGACAACCAGUAUAAAAGUACACCACCAGCUACAAUUGAUUCAAUAAAAAUAAUUCCAGUAACAUUAAAGUAUUCAACCUUAGAACAAUAUCAAGAAAUAAUGUUUCCUAUUUUGAUAAAUGAAUUUUGGCAUUCAUUAAAACAUGACAUUUCAGAAGAUAUCAAGCAUAAAAAAUAUGUCACAGGAUGUGUAACUGAGAUUUCAUAUCGAUGUGUACUAUACAAUAUUCGAUUUCAUUUGACAAUAACAUGUCCAUAUACAGACAAACUUGAUGAUGAGUAUCCAAGUCGUGGUAAUUUGGUUAUUAUUAAAAAUAGGUGUGGAAUAUCUAAUCAACUAGCAUAUGUCGAAGAAUUUGAGAAGAAAGGAGACAGAAAAAAAACAAGACUACAUUAACUUAUGUAUUAAUAACGAAGAAUAAUCUAAAAUUAUCGUUGUAUGAUACAUUGUCAUUAACAACUGUGACGUCAAUUUUAUCUACUGUAGCACUUAUUGAUGUGCUAGACAAUAUUUCCAAAUCGCCGCUGAUGAACGAAAUUUUACAACCAAAAUUUGAAUCAUAUACUUUGUUUAUGGCAAUCAAAAAUAUUUCUACAGUAACUGGAGAUAUUCUUAAUUUGAAACAAUCGGAAAUAAUGUCCAGAGUUGUGAGUACAGUUGAAUACAGAAAAACUCCUUGUAUAGGUUUGAUACAAGGACCUCCAGGCACUGGAAAAUCUACUGUCAUUAAAAAUAUUAUUGCAUCUACAUUGAGUAGAAAAAAAACAGCAAGAAUUUUAGUAUGUGCUCCUUCAAAUAAAGCGGUUGAUGGAAUAGUUAUUAAAUUAUUGGAAAUACAAUCACAGAUGAAAGCACUAGGCAUUCCUUUCGAAAUUGUUCGGAUAGGCUGUAUUGACAGAAUAGAUGAAAAAGUUAAAUGUGUAUCCUUAUCAAAUCUCAAAUCGAUCCGAAAAAAUCCAAACUUAUUUAACAAAAAUAAUAGGAAUGAAAACAUUGAAAAAUCUAUUCUAGAAUCUGCAAAUAUUAUAGCAUGUACUUUAUCGUCAUGUUAUACGAAUUUUCAUAUGAAAUCUGUGUUUAAGUCUGGAGGGUUAUCGUUUUGUAUUGUAGACGAAGCUGCUCAAGCGACGGAAUUACUUACAUUAGUGCCUUUAAUGUUAAAUAUAAAUAAAUUAAUUUUAGUCGGAGAUCCUCAACAGUUACCUCCAACUGUUUUAUCGCAGAAAGCGAAAGAAAAUGGGUACAAUCAAUCGCUUUUUGCCAGAGCUCAAAAAAUAUUUGAAAGCGAAAAUAAUAUUUACUUUGAUAAUCCUGUUGUAAUGUUGGAUACCCAGUAUCGAAUGGUUGAAGCAAUUUCUCAGUGGCCGAAUCGUUAUUUUUACAAAGGAGCAAUAAAAAACGCUGCUUCUGUAAGAUCAUCAAAUUUUCACGAUUACAGAGUUCUUAAUCAUUCAUAUUCACAAUCUUUUCAUGGUGAGUCUAAUGAAAAUGAAGCAGAACUUGUUUUAAAAUUAGUUCGUAUAUUGAAAAAUUAUAAAAUAAUAAACUAUGAAAAAACGAACAAAGAAAUAAGUAUUGGUAUAAUUACACCGUAUCAACAACAGCGCACAUUAUUAAUGAGACAUUUACCAUAUGAAAAUAAUAAAAUUGAGAUAAAUACAGUGGACAGCUUCCAAGGUUCUGAGUGCGACAUCAUUAUUAUGUCAUGUGUUAAAAGUGAAGGUAUUGGAUUUGUUAAAGAUCCAAAUCGAUUGAAUGUGAGUCUAACUCGAGCUAAACAUGUCUUGAUACUUUGUGGAAAUUUCCGUACAUUUAGGCGUAAUGAAAUGUGGCGAGAUUUAUUAAAUGACGCAGAAUCACGUGGUCUUUAUUAUAAUAUUCCAAAAAAUAAUGACGCACAAAUAAUGAAAAAUAUUAUUCUCAAAGGCACAAAGGAUAAUUUUAUCAAAAAUUAUGGAUAUUUCAAUAUACAUGACUAUACAUGGCCAUGUAUGUAAAUUGGCCGGGUAUGACCAUGUAUGACUUGAUAUAUCUAUGUAUAGAAUAGAUAUGACUAUGUAUAUAUAGAUAAAAUAAUAAGAUUUUUCAAAUUAUAAUUCAUUUUUACAAUCUUAUUAUCAGUAUUGUCAAAUGUUAAUUUACAAUUAAUAAUUGUAAUAAUAACAUUUGAAUUAUUAAGAUGUAAAUUAAUUGAUCUAUAUGUUAUGUGGGUCAGUAAAUUGGACCUGAAUUCUUGAUCGGUUUACGCUAUAUAUUAUGGGGGGAUGAAAAUAUAAAAAAAAAAAAAACAAUAAAUUUUUUAAAUUAUUUUACCUGCUUAUGUACUGAAAAUCGACCAUAAUUUUUAUAUUAAUAAAAUUAGUCUAAUCAUUUAA
Molecule: messenger RNA, 2659 nt
Organism: Microplitis demolitor
Lineage: Eukaryota; Metazoa; Arthropoda; Insecta; Hymenoptera; Braconidae
Exons: 12
Coding region: 812-2281 (489 amino acids)
Biological process (GO): termination of RNA polymerase II transcription
Cellular component (GO): nuclear body
Molecular function (GO): helicase activity; transcription termination site sequence-specific DNA binding
Source: RefSeq, a predicted model, not a curated record